This is a messenger RNA of Xenopus tropicalis (tropical clawed frog), 1908 nucleotides long. It is a transcript of the gene gng13, whose product is annotated as guanine nucleotide binding protein (G protein), gamma 13. Gene Ontology annotation, molecular function: G-protein beta-subunit binding. The transcript has 5 exons. Bases 632 to 835 code for a protein of 67 amino acids. The record is from RefSeq and is a predicted model, not a curated record. Gene Ontology annotation, biological process: phospholipase C-activating G protein-coupled receptor signaling pathway; sensory perception of taste; G protein-coupled receptor signaling pathway. Lineage: Eukaryota; Metazoa; Chordata; Amphibia; Anura; Pipidae. Gene Ontology annotation, cellular component: heterotrimeric G-protein complex.
GUGUGCUUUUUCCUAUAGGAAAGCAGCCGCCACUUAGUGCUGAGAGCAUUUAAGUGCUCAGAGAGAUCCGGGCUGUGUCCGUAGAACGUUCCGUAAGGCCGGCAUUAUAUCAGCCUGGGCCGAGGGGGGGCUACAAUAUAAAAAUUACCAGGGAAUCCAAAAGAACAUCCUCCUGAUCCGCUGUCUCCCCCCCUGUAAUGCAGCUGGAUUGGCCGGGCAUUAACAGAUUACAUUCUGGCUUCCUGGCAGAUUUAACUGGAUUCAUCCUGCAAAGAGGCCACUCGGACUUCUUACUCGGCUGCCGGGCACAUCUGCCCCCCGACCCUCCUCGUAGGAAGCGACACCCCAAUUCUGCCCCAGACGCAUGAGAAUUUUCUCUCACUUACUGCUGCUUCUCGCACCACAGCGCUUCCUCCUGCCCGGUGCAACGGAAAGUUCUUCCCCCUUCUUUUCUGAGACAGAUUAUGCAAUCUAUUUAUUGAGCCUUAACAAGAUUUGAAUGCCGAAGCUCCUGUCCAUGCAAAUAGAGAAAUCGGCUGAGCAUCAGAAAGGAGAGGCGACCCCAAGGCGUUAGGCUCGUGGCCCCCGGCAGAGUAUUCUCCAAGGGCUUGUACCACUUAACUCCGCUACAAUGGAUGAAAUGGAUGCUCCACAGAUGAAGAAGGAGGUAGAGAGUCUGAAGUACCAGCUGGCUUACAAGAGAGAGAUGUGUUCCAAAUCUAUACCAGAGCUGCUAAAGUGGAUCGAGGACGGCGUACCCAAUGACCCCUUCCUGAAUCCGGAGCUGAUGAAGAAUAACCCUUGGGUGGAAAGGGGAAAAUGCAGCAUACUGUAAAGCGCUCGCUCCCGACCCCCCCAGCGGUACCAUUACCCAUGUACUCUGAAUGUACUUAAAUAUAUAACAAUAUUAGGAUAUAGAUAGGAAGCUGCUCGGAGAGUUUACAUUGCUAUUUAACAAACUGUAUCAAAUAAAGCGGUUGGGGGGGCUGGUAUAAUUUGAUCAUCUGGGUUUUUUCUUUUCAAGACCACCAUAAGCCAGGUCAGUGGAUCAAUGUGGCCCUAAAUCUCUAAUAUUUAAUCUCUAGUUUGAGAGUUACAGUAGAAGGUGACAAAAUACAUUUGAGGGGGGGGGGGCAUACGGUUACAAUUGUAUGGCGGCAAUAAUCCAGAUGGGGGGGGCUUUGUACUAUGCAGAAUAUAAUUCUCGGCCUGCUGUGGGUAAAUGCAAAGCCCACUGGCUCUACCCUACCGGCCUAUGCACUAGGUAAUGCGUUAGAAGGAUACUACUAGUAUUAAUUACCCUACUGAUUAGCCCUAACGGAAUGCUACCCUCACAGGGCACUAUAUAGGGCUUACUUGGCUUAAUAAAGCCUAUCUUGGGCAAGUUGUCCAGGCUCAUUUUCUCUGAAAUCGAAUGGAAAUGGGCAGCUGGAAGAAAAUGCUCUCUACUACACCCCUAAAUGCCCACCCUCCCUGAGACACAAUGAAGUCACAUAACUAAUAAAGGCAUCUUGAUGCAGUAAUAGCUGACAGGCUCACACUCAUUUUCUAAGUGAGAGAGUAAGGCAGAAAUACUGCUGGUAGAAAUACUGCCCCCUUUUGACAAAAUGGGUAACUCUACAAGGGAGCAAUCCGGUAGGGUAAUGAAUGAUUUUAGUGUCCCUUUAAGCUUUCUUCAGGUUGAUGUCAAUACUUUACCAGAUUAACCCCCAUCUCUUCUGUAGCCUUUUUACCCCUACAAGUCAGUUUACCCCCAUAGACCCUUCCUAAUGAGAAACUUGAGGUUUUUCUUCCUUCUCUUAAAUGUGGCUCUUUCUAAGGUUGUGCUUGACAGAGCUAAUUUUACUUUUCAAACAUGUAAAGGAAAAACAAAAUGCUUUCUAACAAAUAUAUAUAUAUUUAACCGUU